CCCAUUGCAGAAUCUAGUGAUAUAUGAGCGACUGAUUCAGUCAAUUUAUUGUAAAUGACUAUUGUGCAUGGCUAUUGUGAAUUGGCGCACCUUCUGCAUGCAUUUUUAACAAAAAAACUGUAACAAAACUUUAUAAUUUAAAUAGAAAUUAUAAAAUAUAGUUAAAAUUUACCUUUCUCAACAAUUUAACGACGUAAUAUGUCUUUAUGUAAAAUGGCAACUACAACAGGGUUGCAAUUUUAUUUUUGCGUGACAUUGCACGCUAAUAUACACGGGUUUUGGUCUGACAUAUUUCACAGCCCUUGCAAAUAUUUUUCUGCGUGUGUUUGUUGUUGUGCCGUUGUAAAUUUGCAAUGCUUGCACCGUGCACCGGGGUUUGCAAGAGCAAGAGAAUACCCCUAUAGUAUUUAUAAUUUUUAAAUAUAAACAUAUCUUGCGGAAUGGCCACAUUUUUUCACAGUGCUCUUUUAUGAUAAAUUUGAAACCAAAUCGAUAGCAGUGGACAAAGUUUUGAAAAUUAUCUGGCAUCACUCAUUCAUUACCUGUCUCAUAAAAUAGCACAGAAAAGUAGUUCACGUUCUUGGCACAAAUAAAUAAUAAAGUUUCGAAUGGAUUUUGCUCGUAAAAUAUUGAAUAAAUACGGAUGGAAAGAAGGGGAUGGUUUAGGAAAACAUAACAAUGGCAUUGUCAAACCCUUGAAAGCUAGUAUGAAAUUUGACAAUGCUGGACUUGGUUCUGAUCAAGCAGCCAGUGAUUUCAAUAACCAUUGGUGGGAACGCGUUUUCAACGAGGCCGCAGAAAAUGUUGAUGUGAAAACAACAAAAAAUGGUGUAAGUGUGGACCUAAAAAACAAAGACGAAAGUGUAGAAAUAUCUACAAAGGAGUACUCGGUGAAAAAACUGAAAAAAGCCAAGGAUCAAAGUUGCCCAAAUGACAACCGAUAUGAUAAUUUUCUACAAUCAGCCACACUUACAAAAUCGGGUGAUGAAAUUGAAAAUCCCAACAAAAUAGCUGUUGCAGACAUAUCCGUUAAGAAAUACAAACCUUUAACAGAUGAAGAGUUAUUUCGUGCAUGUGGGGGACGUACUGCUCAUAAAGGAGCACGACAUGGGUUGAAAUUAAGUGGAAAACUAUCUCGUAUAGAACAGCAAGAGCAGGAACUUUUAGCUAAAAUGGAAGAAAAGAUCAAAGAAUCCGCAAAAAAGGAUUUGAACAAGAAAUCUGAUAUAAAUGUGGCACAUGAAAAGCCAAAGAAAAAGAAAAAUAAGGAACAGGAAUUAACCGAUUUAAAUUUAAUUAAAGAAAUGAAUUCUUCAACUGAAUUAAAGAAAAAUAAACGGAAAGAUAGUCCUGAAAAUAGCAACAUAAACGCAGAUGUAAACAUUAGAAAAACAAAGAAAACUAAAAUUAUGACUACCGAUGUAGUUCCAGAAGUGGUGCUAAAUGUAAAUGAAACCACAGUUUCUAGUUCUGUCAAUUCAAGCCAAAAUAAAAAGCGAAAAGAAAACUCCGAAGACCCAUGUAUAACACCACAAAAAAGCAAAAAAUCUUCAAAGAACAAAAGAAAGCUAAAAUCGGAAGACCAUGUGGGUGAUGAGCAUCAUGAUGAAAGCGAUGUAAAUAUUUCAAAUAAAUCAGAAAGUAACAAAAAGAGAAAAAAACACAGAACAGAAAUGCCUUUAAAUAAUAGUGAUAAAUAAAAAGUAUAUAUACAUAAUA
Bactrocera dorsalis (oriental fruit fly) is the source of this 1719-nucleotide messenger RNA. RefSeq names its product G patch domain-containing protein 4. The coding region runs from base 609 to 1700 and encodes 363 amino acids. NCBI's taxonomy places the organism in Eukaryota, Metazoa, Arthropoda, Insecta, Diptera, Tephritidae. The record is from RefSeq and is a predicted model, not a curated record. Gene Ontology annotation, biological process: regulation of ribosome biogenesis. The transcript has a single exon. Gene Ontology annotation, cellular component: nucleolus. Gene Ontology annotation, molecular function: nucleic acid binding.